Bactrocera tryoni is the source of this 498-nucleotide messenger RNA. RefSeq lists its product as uncharacterized. The record is from RefSeq and is a predicted model, not a curated record. Bases 25 to 378 code for a protein of 117 amino acids. The transcript is spliced from 3 exons. NCBI's taxonomy places the organism in Eukaryota, Metazoa, Arthropoda, Insecta, Diptera, Tephritidae.
AUAACUUCCCUGGUGUAGCUCUAAAUGACAUUUGCGAUUAACGAAACAAAACAAAAGAAAAAAUUAUUUGAAUUGGAAUUGAACGCAAAAAAAAUGAACCCUAAGGUGUUUUUUUAUUCAAGUUCAUCUGAUUCAGAUGAAAAACAUCACCAAAUGGUCAUAAGGUCCAGGAUUCGUGACAAAAGUAAUCCCAUGGCUUUACCUGAAGCAGCAUUCAGGAAGCGGUUUAGACUGACCAAAGAUGCAUUUACAUUCAUCGUAUCGGAAAUAGAAUUUAACGGGCAUUUAUCAACCGCAGUAUCACCAAUUCUUAAAUUAGCAGCGACUUUGUCCAUGCAAAAGCACGCUGUAUUGUUGAACGAACCAUUGGUACACUGAAAGGCCGGUGGAAAAUUUUAAGUAAUGAUAAAAGAAGUCGGUAUAGUCCUGAAAAGAUGGCAAAGUUCGGCAAUGUAUGUGCAGCGUUGCAUAACAUCUGCAUACAAUUUAAAAAUUCAA